AGUUGAAAAAAUUAAAUGGAGAAUUCGAAUUCGAUGCAGCAGCAGCAGCAGGAGCAAAAGCAGAAGAAGAAGAAUUUCCGGAAGAGGAAUAUCGAAGAAGUAGAAGAUGAAGAAGCCAAGAGCAAGGUUUCAGAUGACGAAGAAGAAAGGAGGUUGGCAUUGGAGGAAGUGAAGUUUCUUCAGAAACAAAGAGAAAGAAAAUCAGGAAUACCUGCAAUAACUAGUGCAUUGCAAAGUGGAACGGUUACAGGAAACGGUGGUGGCUUAACUAAAGUUGCCGAAAAGAAUGAAGUAGAUGGAGAAAAAGAUGAGUUGGUUCUUCAAGAUACAUUCGCUCAAGAAACAGCCGUCAUGGUUGAAGAUCCCAACAUGGUGAAUUACAUUGAGCAAGAACUUGCAAAGAGAAGGGGCAAAAAUGUUGAUGUGACAGAUCAAGUUGAGAACGAUUUAAAACGUGCUGAAGAUGAAUUAUACAAAGUUCCGGAGCAUCUUAAAGUGAAGAAACGAAACUCAGAGGAAAGCUCUACUCAGUGGACCACUGGGAUAGCUGAGGUUCAGCUCCCCAUUGAAUACAAGUUGAAGAAUAUUGAGGAAACUGAGGCUGCCAAGAAGCUUCUACAAGAAAAGAGGCUCAUGGGCAGGACUAAAUCGGAAUUUAGCAUUCCCUCAAGUUACAGUGCAGAUUAUUUCCAACGUGGCCGGGAUUACGCUGAGAAACUUAGAAGAGAACACCCUGAGCUAUACAAGGACAGAGGUUCACAGGAUGAUGGUGCUGGAGCCAGACCAACUGAUAAUGGCACUGAUGCAGCAGGAAGUAGGCAAGCUGCGACAGAUGAAUUCAUGUUAGAGCGCUUCCGCAAACGAGAACGCCACAGGGUGAUGCGAAGAUAACAUGCACUUUAUACUUGUAGAAUCUCCAGCCGGACAUGCGAAGAUAACAUGCACUUUAUACUUGUAGAAUCUCCAGCCGGACUAAUAUGUGAAACAGUAUGUGCUGGUUUGUGUCUUAUGAUACGCUACCCCAUGAUUACUUGUGGCUCAAUGUAGUUCUGUUAGCAACACAAAAGGCUUGUUGCUGCAAAAGCUGUUGCCGCUAUUGACUGUUGUGAUGUAUCGUGUAAAUAGAUUUUAGAAGCCUGUCUAGCUAUAAGGUCAUGUAAUGUCACUUAAAAUUUUCUCAACGGGCUCUGAAUCUAUUGAUUGUUUUUUUUUUUUUUU
This is a messenger RNA of Pistacia vera, 1218 nucleotides long. RefSeq names its product protein COP1 SUPPRESSOR 2. The coding region runs from base 16 to 891 and encodes 291 amino acids. Gene Ontology annotation, cellular component: spliceosomal complex. Lineage: Eukaryota; Viridiplantae; Streptophyta; Magnoliopsida; Sapindales; Anacardiaceae. The transcript is spliced from 6 exons. Gene Ontology annotation, biological process: mRNA splicing, via spliceosome. The record is from RefSeq and is a predicted model, not a curated record.